This is a messenger RNA of Delphinapterus leucas (beluga whale), 1658 nucleotides long. It is a transcript of the gene RTN4IP1, whose product is annotated as reticulon 4 interacting protein 1. Lineage: Eukaryota; Metazoa; Chordata; Mammalia; Artiodactyla; Monodontidae. The record is from RefSeq and is a predicted model, not a curated record. Gene Ontology annotation, molecular function: zinc ion binding; oxidoreductase activity. Gene Ontology annotation, cellular component: mitochondrion.
CGCGAUUGGCUGGCGCCUCUAAGGAAGUCCUGCGGGGAAGUAGAGCUGGUGGCAAGGAGACUCCGGGGGUCGCGGCGGGAGCCUGGAAGUGUGUGAAUUUCUCUGACAUCCGGAUCGCGAGCGGACUCGGCUUGUCCCGCAGAGAGCUCCCGGGACAGGGCAGGAUUCUAGCGGUUUUGUUUUUGUUUUUAAGGGGAGGGGGUGUAAGGGAGGAGGAGAAUGGACAGAAUACUGACUGGAACGUUAAUUGGAGCAUUUCAGAUGUGAAGAGUAGAGUAGUUCCGUACUCUUCUUUCUUCAGUUGCUCCAUCAGUCUAACUUCAGUUUUGAAUUCUCAACUUUGAAACCGGCCAGAGUGUUUGGCAGAAUUUGACCGAAUUCAGGUGUGAGGGUUUGAGCCAGUAUAAGUGCCUUUUAAUUAGGGCACGCAAUUCAACCACUGUUUACGAUGGGAUUUCUGAAGACCUGUGUACUUAGAAGAAAUGCAUGCACUGCGGUUUGCUUCUGGAGAAGACAAGUUGUACAAAAGCCUUCAGUUAGAAAGAUUAGUACUACCUCUCCAAGGAGCACUGUCAUGCCCGCUUGGGUGAUAGAUAAAUAUGGGAGUAAUGAAGUGCUUCGAUUUACUCAGGACAUGAUGAUACCAAUGAUACACUAUCCAAAUGAAGUCAUUAUCAAAGUUCACGCUGCGAGUAUAAAUCCUAUAGAUGUUAAUAUGAGAAGUGGCUACGGAGCUACAGCUUUAAAUAUGAAACGUGAUCCUUUACAUAUUAAAAUCAAAGGAGAAGAAUUUCCCCUGACUCUGGGCCGGGAUGUGUCUGGUGUGGUGAUGGAGUGUGGACUUGAUGUGAGGUACUUCAAGCCUGGCGAUGAGGUCUGGGCUGCAGUUCCUCCCUGGAAGCAAGGCACUCUCUCAGAGUUUGUUGUAGUCAGUGGGAAUGAGGUCUCUCACAAGCCCAAAUCACUCACUCAUGCUCAAGCUGCCUCUCUGCCAUAUGUGGCCCUCACAGCCUGGUCUGCCAUAAACAAGAUUGGUGGCCUGAAUGAUAAGAAUUGCACAGGAAAACGUGUUUUAAUCUUGGGUGCUUCAGGCGGAGUUGGUACUUUUGCUAUACAGGUAAUGAAAGCGUGGGAUGCUCACGUGACAGCAGUCUGCUCUCAGGACGCCAGUGGACUUGUAAGGAAGCUCGGGGCAGAUGAUGUAAUUGAUUACAAAUCCGGGAAUAUGGAAGAGCAGUUGAAACAUUUAAAGCCGUUUGAUUUUAUUCUCGACAGUGUUGGUGGAUCCACCGAAACAUGGGCUCUAAAUUUUCUCAAGAAGUGGUCAGGAGCCACGUAUGUGACUUUGGUGACUCCUUUCCUCCUGAACAUGGACCGGUUGGGCAUAGCGGAUGGCAUGUUGCAGACAGGCGUCACCGUGGGCUCUAAGACAUUGAAGCAUUUCUGGAAAGGAGUCCAUUAUCGCUGGGCUUUUUUCAUGGCCAGUGGUCCAUAUCUAGAUGACAUUGCAGAACUGGUGGAUGCGGGAAAGAUUCAGCCAGUUAUUGAGAAAACCUUUCCGUUUUCUAAAGUUCCAGAAGCCUUCCUGAAGGUAGAAAGAGGACACGCACGAGGAAAGACCGUCGUCAGUGUCGUUUAAAUAAACACUCAGUUCGGUG